Molecule: messenger RNA, 1368 nt
Organism: Ricinus communis (castor bean)
Lineage: Eukaryota; Viridiplantae; Streptophyta; Magnoliopsida; Malpighiales; Euphorbiaceae
Product: sphinganine C4-monooxygenase 1
Exons: 2
Coding region: 362-1138 (258 amino acids)
Biological process (GO): lipid biosynthetic process
Molecular function (GO): oxidoreductase activity; iron ion binding
Source: RefSeq, a predicted model, not a curated record
CGUUUUAACCAAACAGAAAAAGAAUCAAAAGCUGUGUGGGUUUUUGAUUGUUUGAUUUUUCUGUUUUCCAAUUACAAAAGAAGUUGUGUGUGUUUUGGGUCUCUUUCAAAAGUCACCAUUCCUCUUGUCUUCUUCUUUGAUUCCAACGACUCAAUUAUGGAAUCUUCUUCCUUAUUUUUAUUCAAACCCUAAUUUCAAUUAUAUAACCUCAUCCCACAAUUAUGCUUUAUUUCUAUUUAUAGAAGAAAAAACCUCAAGAUUUUAAAUUAGAAAUUUGAAAGAAAAAAAGAACUCAAUUUAAAAAAAAGAAAAAACUGAAACUUUUAUGCUUUGAUUGAUUAUUGAUAAUUAAUUUUAAGACAUGGAGUUUCAAAUUUCAGAUGAAUUGCUGGGUACUUUUCUUCCAAUUGUAAUUUAUUGGGUUUAUUCGGGGUUAUAUAUUGGUUUAGGAUAUUUUGAUAAUUAUAGGCUACAUACUAAGCAAGACGAAGACGAGAAAAAUCUGGUAUCUAAAUCUACUGUUGUUAAAGGGGUUCUUCUUCAACAAGCAAUUCAAGCUGUUGUUGCGAUCAUCUUGUUUACGGUAACUGGAGAUGAUUCUGAGACUGCUAUGGAUCAAAAGCCUUCCCUAAUGAUUCUAGCUAGACAGUUCGUUACAGCAAUGUUGGUUUUGGAUACUUGGCAGUAUUUUAUGCAUAGAUACAUGCACCACAACAAGUUUCUAUACAAGCAUAUCCAUUCUCAACAUCAUCGACUUGUUGUACCCUACGCAUUUGGAGCAUUGUAUAAUCAUCCAGUCGAGGGGCUUCUUCUCGACACAAUUGGUGGGGCUUUAUCUUUUCUUCUCUCAGGCAUGUCUCCUAGAGCCUCCGUUUUCUUCUUCUCCUUUGCCACGAUCAAAACAGUGGAUGACCAUUGUGGGCUGUGGCUUCCAGGGAACCUUUUCCACGUCUUCUUUAAAAACAAUACUGCUUACCAUGAUGUCCAUCAUCAACUGUAUGGUAGCAAAUACAACUUUUCGCAGCCAUUCUUCGUUAUGUGGGAUAAAAUUCUUGGAACUUAUAUGCCUUAUUCACUAGAGAAAAGAGAUGGUGGUGGCUUUGAAGCACGGCCUGCUAAAGAGUACAAGGAUGAUUAGAUAAUGCCUGAUGAAGGCACUGAUUGUUGCAACGAUGUAGCACAACUAUCAGUUUUCCCAUUUUAAUUAACUACAUCGCUUUUGUCAUUUGUAUGUAAAUAUAUUGCUGUGCGUUACUUGUUUGGUCUAUACAGUUAACAUCAAGAGGAUGUACCAAUAUAGAUUUUGGCACAAUGGAUUAUGUAUCUAUAUUUUGGGGCUCUAUAUUAAUUGUGGCCUUUUGUUGGAUA